AUGCCCCUCGCGCGCAAAAGGCUUAUUAUUCCCGCCUUUAUUCUCACAUUCGUUAUAUACAUCCUCUUUGACGACAUUGACCUUGACGGGCCUCCUCCCGACUAUCCCCCGGACUUUCCCCCUGGCCAUCCGCCUAACUAUCCGCCCAACCAUCACCCCGACCGUCGUCCUAUCCCCGAAGUCGAGCUCGACGAACCCGUUCACUGGCACAAACUGCACGAACAGUACCCGGUAAAAGAAUUCAUUGCGCUCCCCAGCGAUACGCCGUCGAAGCCAAUCCCCAGAAUCCAAUAUGACUUCCCCAAGGAAGACGCAUCGGACCGCAAGCAACGACUCGAUAGGCAGGCCGCCGUAAAGGAAGCCUUUCUACAUGCGUGGACAGGCUAUAAGGAGCACGCCUGGCUGAAGGAUGAGGUGUCGCCCAUAAGUGGGAAGUUUGUCAACAGCUUCUCGGGCUGGGCGGCCUCGCUCGUAGACACGCUGGACACCUUGUUGAUUAUGGGCCUGGACGACGAGUUCCAGAGGGCCCUGGAAGCCAUCGAGGACAUUGAUUUUACGACAACGGCUGAUCAGACUAUCAACGUCUUUGAGACUACUAUUCGCUAUAUGGGGGGCUUCAUGGCGGCCUAUGACUUGUCAGACGGCAAAUAUCCGAUUCUGUUGAAGAAGGCGCAGGAGGUGGGAGAGUUUGUAUAUGGGGCUUUUGAUACCCCAAAUAGGAUGCAUGUAGCCCGGUGGAAAUGGAAGGAGUCCCUCAGGGGAACACCGUUGCGAGCUUCACAAAAAACUCUCUUAGCAGAAGUGGGAUCGCUAAGUGUUGAGUUCACCCGGUUAACUCAGCUCACGGGAGAUCCAAAAUAUUUUGACGCCAUUCAACGUGUCACCGAUCAUCUAGAGAAGGCUCAAUCGAAGACCGGUAUUCCAGGACUGUGGCCCAUGACAGUCGACCUUGAGAACCUCGAUUUUGUCAAAGACAGUCAAUUCACUCUAGGCGGCAUGGCCGACUCGACAUACGAGUACCUUCCGAAAGAGCAUCUGCUCCUCGGUGGACAUACAGAGCAGUAUAGACGACUCUACGAGGCAACCGUGAAUCCAAUCAAGGAGAACUUAUUGUUUCGCCCGAUGACUUUUGACAAGGCUGACAUUCUCUUCAGCGGCACACGGAUCGGCAAGCACAUGUACUAUGAAGCACAGCACCUCACCUGUUUUAUUGGGGGCAUGUUUGGCAUCGGGGCGAAGAUCUUUGAUCGCCCGGAAGACUUGAAUACGGCGCGGAAAUUGGUGGACGGCUGUAUUUGGGCUUACGAUGUCAUGCCAACAGGAUUGAUGCCUGAAAUUUUCACGCUGAGUGCAUGUGAUAGCUUGAACGAAUGUGUCUGGGAUGAGCAGACGUGGUUGAGGGGCUUACGCAAGGGCUCUCGUAAUAACGACGUUAGUGACGCGGCAAUGCGGCAGAUGGCCGUAGCCGAACAUCUUCCUCCUGGUAUGACAAAGGUUACUGAUACCAGGUAUAUUCUGCGACCCGAGGCAAUUGAAUCUGUGUUCAUCAUGUACCGUAUCACGGGCGACAAGGCGCUGCAGGACGCUGCGUGGCGCAUGUUCACGAGCAUUGAAAAGAUGACGCGAACCGAGAUUGCGCAUGCCGGCAUUCAGGACGUACGAUACACGGAUACGGCGAAGUUAGAUAAGAUGGAGAGUUUCUGGAUGGCAGAAACACUCAAGUACUUUUACCUUAUCUUUUCAGAGCCGGACCUGAUUAGUUUGGAUGACUAUGUGCUGAGUACCGAGGCGCAUCCUUUCAAGCGCGUGGCGUGA
This is a messenger RNA of Talaromyces atroroseus, 1815 nucleotides long. RefSeq lists its product as hypothetical. Gene Ontology annotation, molecular function: calcium ion binding; mannosyl-oligosaccharide 1,2-alpha-mannosidase activity. The record is from RefSeq and is a predicted model, not a curated record. The transcript is spliced from 4 exons. Gene Ontology annotation, biological process: carbohydrate metabolic process; N-glycan processing. The coding region runs from base 1 to 1815 and encodes 604 amino acids. Gene Ontology annotation, cellular component: Golgi membrane; endoplasmic reticulum. Lineage: Eukaryota; Fungi; Ascomycota; Eurotiomycetes; Eurotiales; Trichocomaceae.